AUGGUGAAAAGUGUUUGCGAAAUGGAGUUCAAAAGCAAUUUCUCCAUCGAUGCCAUACUGGCUAAGAAACCAGCCACACAGCACCAGCAGCAACAACAACAGCAGUACAUUAAACAGGAGCCGCUUUGCUACCAAACUAUGCCACAGCAUCAUCAUCAUCAUCUGCAUCAUCCAUAUGCCAAUUCCGAUGGUGAGCUGAGCGCCUCCGAAGAUUUCGAUACGCCCUCACGCACCAGCACACCUAUGAGCAGCGCUGCCGAGUCUUUGAGCUCCAAUAGCAACAACAAUGAUGACAAACUGGAUGUGGAAUACGAUGACGAUGAUGAGCCGUUGGAUGAAGCUGAAUUGGACAGCGAUGGCAGCGAGCCCAGCAGCAAGAAGCAGAAAACCAACUCUGGUGGCGAUAACAAGAAGCCGCCCUACAGCUACAAUGCCCUCAUCAUGAUGGCCAUACAGGACAGUCCCGAGCAGCGCCUAACGCUGAACGGCAUCUAUCAGUACCUCAUCAAUCGCUUCCCCUAUUUCAAGGCGAACAAGCGCGGCUGGCAGAACUCCAUCCGCCACAAUCUGAGUCUGAACAAAUGCUUCACGAAGAUACCGCGCAGCUACGACGAUCCCGGCAAGGGCAACUACUGGAUUCUGGACCCCUCGGCCGAGGAGGUUUUCAUUGGCGAGACCACCGGCAAGCUGCGUCGCAAGAAUCCCGGCGCCAGUCGCACUCGUCUGGCCGCCUACCGCCAGGCCAUAUUCUCGCCCAUGCUGGGCGCUGGCUAUGGCCCCGCCGGUCCCUACUAUGGUGGCAUGGCGCCCUUCGCUGGCGCUGCUGCCGCCGCCGCUGCUCUCUACCAGCGCAUGAAUCCAGCUGCCUAUCAGGCUGCCGCUGCCGCCGCCGCCGUUGCCGCUGGCUAUCCACAACAACAACUGCACUACGCUCAGGCCCAGGCCCAGGCUCAGGCAGCCGCCGCUCCCCAACAUCCCCAGCAUCCCCAGCAUCCGCUGCAGGGCUAUGCACCGCACAUGAAUGCCGAGCUCUUCCAGCGCAUGCAGUUCUUUGGCAAAUUCCCCGCUAGCUAG
This is a messenger RNA of Scaptodrosophila lebanonensis, 1074 nucleotides long. RefSeq names its product fork head domain transcription factor slp1 (gene slp1). The transcript is spliced from 2 exons. Lineage: Eukaryota; Metazoa; Arthropoda; Insecta; Diptera; Drosophilidae. The record is from RefSeq and is a predicted model, not a curated record. Gene Ontology annotation, cellular component: nucleus. Gene Ontology annotation, biological process: regulation of transcription by RNA polymerase II. Bases 1 to 1074 code for a protein of 357 amino acids. Gene Ontology annotation, molecular function: DNA-binding transcription factor activity; sequence-specific double-stranded DNA binding.